AUGAAGGCAAAGUGUGGAAAGAGAUUCAGGAGGAGUGGCCAACUUGAAGAGCAUCAAAGAACUCACACGGGGGAGAAACCUUUUGAAUGCACAGAGUGUGGGAAGAGAUUCAGUCAGAGUAGCAGUCUUCAACGCCAUCAAAGAACCCACACAGGGGAGAAACCUUUUGAAUGCUUAGAGUGUGGGAAGAGAUUCAGUACGAGUGGUCAUCUUCAACGCCACCAAACAAUCCAUACAGGGGAGAAACCUUUUCAAUGCUCAGAGUGUGGGAAGAGAUUCAGUACGAGUGGGUAUCUUCAGCAGCACCAAGCAAUCCACACAGGGGAGAAAGCUUUUGAAUGCACCGAGUGUGGAAAGAAAUUCAGUCAGAGUAGCAGUCUUCAAGGCCAUGAAAGAACCCACACAGGGGAAAAACCUUUUGAAUGCUCAGAGUGUGGGAAGAGAUACAGUAUAAGUGGGCAUCUUCAACGGCACCAAAUAAUCCACACAGGGGAGAAACCUUUUCAAUGCUCAGAGUGUGGAAAGAGAUUCAAUCGGAGUAGUUAUCUUCAAGAGCAUCAAAGAACCCACACAGGGGAGAAACCUUUUGAAUGCACAGAGUGUGGGAAGAGAUUCAGUCAGGGUGGCAGUCUUCAACUGCAUCAGAGAACCCACACAGGGGAGAAACCUUUUCAAUGCUCAGAGUGUGGAAAGAGAUUCAGUCGGAGUAAUAGUCUUCUAGGCCAUCAAAGAACCCACACAGAGGAGAAACCUUUUGAAUGCUCGGAGUGUGGAAAGAGAUUCAGUCGGAGUAAUAGUCUUAAAGAGCAUCAAAGAACUCACACAGGGGAGAAACCAUUCGAAUGCACAGAGUGUGGAAAGAGAUUCAGGAGGAGUGGCCAUCUUCAGGAGCAUCAAAGAACUCACACAGGGGAGAAACCAUUUGAAUGCAUGGUGUGUGGGAAAAGAUUCAGGUUCAGGGGUCAACUUCGGGGGCAUGGGAGAACUCACACAGGGGAGAAACCUUUUGAAUGUUCAGAGUGUGGAAAGAGAUUCAGUCUGAGUUGCACUCUCCAACGGCACCAAGUAACCCACACAGGAGAGAAACCUUUUGAAUGCUCAGAGUGUGGGAAGAGAUUCAGUCGGAGUGGCACUCUCCAACGGCAUCAAGUAACCCACACAGGGGAGAAACCUUUUGAAUGUACAGGUUGUGGAAAGAGAUUCAGUCAGAGUAGCCAUCUUCAAGAGCAUCAAAAAACUCAUACAGGGGAAAAACCUUUUGAAUGCUCCCAGUGUGGGAAAAAAUUCACCAAGCGGCGCCUCAGGCGACUCAGCUCCAACCUCCGGAACAAGGAGGUGUCUGUCGGUAGGCGAUUCUUGAGAAGGCAAUUGUGUGGAGAAACUGUAGACAGCGUGGACUUGAUUUGCGGUCUGGCAUUCUGCUGA
This is a messenger RNA of Heteronotia binoei (common prickly gecko), 1425 nucleotides long. Its product is annotated as zinc finger protein OZF-like. The transcript is spliced from 4 exons. Gene Ontology annotation, biological process: regulation of transcription by RNA polymerase II. Gene Ontology annotation, cellular component: nucleus. The record is from RefSeq and is a predicted model, not a curated record. Bases 1 to 1425 code for a protein of 474 amino acids. NCBI's taxonomy places the organism in Eukaryota, Metazoa, Chordata, Lepidosauria, Squamata, Gekkonidae. Gene Ontology annotation, molecular function: DNA-binding transcription activator activity, RNA polymerase II-specific; RNA polymerase II cis-regulatory region sequence-specific DNA binding.